AUGACAUCUCUUAAGAAUACUUUAAGUAUUUUAUCUCAAUGGAAUUUUUUAUUUACAAAAAUAAAAAAUUAUGAAAGUAUACACAGUAAUAAUGAUCAAUCAGUAAAUGCUAUUGUUACAAUUAUAAAAAAAGUAACACCUUAUUCGUAUAUGUUAGAAUCGAUUACUCGUAAAAUUAGAGAAAUUAGAGACCAAUUGAUUAAUGAAGAGCUUAUUAAUGAUAAUACAAAAGGAUUUAGUAAAAAUCGAGAUCAAUUUUAUUAUGAAUUAAACAAAAAUUUGUCUAUUAUAAAUCAGAUUAAGAUUUUUAGUAAUUUUAAUAUAGAUAUUGAUUUAAAUGCGAUUGAAAACGAAUGUAUAGAAUCAUUAGAGAGCAAAAUUACAGAAAUAUUUUCUAUGGGUAAGAAAUUUUUAGAAAAGAUUUUGAAUAAUGAUAGAUUGACAAGACAAGAAUAUGAUAAUCUUAAUUUGUAUUAUAGUAAUUUAAUAUCUUUUAAAAAAGAAAUAAAAGUGACAUGUUUCAUGAUUGAUGAGAAAAUUGAACAAAUCGAUCGAAUGUUUUUUCAGCAAAUUCGUUCAUGGGAAUUAUUAGCUGACCAGAAUCCAACAGUUCAAAAUAUUGCUACGAGUUUAAUAAACAUGAAGUGUCUUUCAAAUAAUAUUCUUUCAUUUAAAGUCAGAAUAAAUGAGAAAAUAGAUGAAAUACUAAAGCGUCAUAAAAGUACAACAACAGGUUCGACGACUUUUGUUAAGUUAGCUGCACUUUUAAACCAAGAUAGUAGUGGUAUAGGUCAAAGUAUUAUAUCAGAACAUAAGUUGUUUCAAGGUUAUUCAUUGUCAUUGUUCAAUGAAAAAGUUCGAAGACAUGGAAUACAAUAUGUACUAGAGAAUUUAAAGGGUGAUUCUAUUGACAAUCAACGAUUGAAAAGAAGAUAUGAUGAAUUUUAUACUACCUAUGAAAAUUUAAUCAAACAAUACCUUAAACCGAAUAUUGAGCUAAUGAGACUAAUUUCUGAAAUUAAACAAAUUGCUGGAAAUAUUAUACAGAAACCAAAUGAAAUUAUAUGGGAAGCAACUACAAGAAGUAAAAUUCCAACUUUGACGGCACAUAUUUUUGCCUUGUGGACAUUGAAAAAUGCAGAUCUUUACUUUGAAGCUGUAGACACAGAAGAUAAAAAUAAUUAUCUUCUUCAACCUCAUGCAGCUCAAGUCAUUUCAGUAUUUCGUAUGGUCGGGAUUGGUGACAAAAAUGAAGAAUUGACCAAUAAUUUAGUAGAAAUAGGAACUGGUGAAGGAAAAUCUGUUACUUUAGGUGUUACAGCUUCUAUACUUGCACUACUUGGUUUUGAUGUAUGUUGUGCAUGUUAUAGUCAGUAUUUAAGUCAGAGAGAUUACACAGCAUUUCUACCAUUAUUUGAUUUGUUAGAUUUAUUGAACUAUAUUCAUUACGGUACUUUUAAUAAACUAUGUGAAGAUACGAUUAAUGAAAACGGUGACAUUCGUCAAAUAGUAGAACAACUAAUUACUAAAGGUUCUGUUGAUACUAUGAAAAAUAAUCAACAUAUUAAGCGUAGUAAAAUUUUAUUAAUUGAUGAAGUUGAUGUGUUUUUUAAUCGAGAAUUUUAUGGAAAUGUUUAUACACCAGCAGCUAGUUUAAGAGAUCGAACAAUAACAUCAUUAGUUAAUUUUAUUUGGAAAGAAAGAAAAUCACGUUUGACUCUGAAUAAAAUAAAAGAUACCGAUGAAUAUAAAAUUUGCUGUGCAAAAUUUCCUACUUGGGAACCAUUAAUUCAAGAAGCUAUUAAAGAUAUGCUUUCUGAUGUAAAUAACUUUGAAUCACAUGAUUAUAUUGUUAGUCAAGAUAGAAUUGGAUAUUCAGAGCAGGGUAACAUUGUUUAUAAUGUUGUUUAUGGUUAUAAAACAUUAUUUGCAUAUCAUUGUGAACAUGAAAAGGGUAGAAUAAGCAAAGAAAGUUUAGAAAAAAAUAUAAACAUAAAAAUAAAAUGUGGUAGUUUUUCAUAUGCUGAAAUACCACUUGAAUUUAAAUAUAUAAUGGGUGUUACAGGUACAUUAAAAACGCUAAGUGAUCCUGAAAAGCGCGUUAUACAAAAUCUGUAUAAAAUUAGGAAAAAUACAUUUAUUCCAUCUGUAUUUGGUCAAAAUAAUCUUAAAUUUAUAGAAAAAGAUGAUAUUAUGAUCGAAAAUAGUCAUGAUUAUUUUAAUGCUAUAAAACGAGAAAUUAGUGAUAGAUUAGUUGGCAGAUCAUCAGAAAAACGUGCUGUAUUGAUUAUUUUUGAAUCCAAACAUAGAUUAAAAGAAUUUUAUGAAUCAGAAGCUUUAGAUCCAAUAAAAGAAUCAGUUGUUUGUCUGACAGAAGAAGCAUCAUUAGAAGAAAAAGAGAAUCUAAUUAAACGUGCAACCUCAUAUGGCCAAAUAACUUUACUUCCAAAAAUCUUUGGUAGAGGAUGUGAUUUUGUAUGUCAUGAUCAAAAUGUUGCUAGAAAUGGUGGUAUUCAUGUUAUUCAAACAUUUCUUUCUGAAGAAGUAUCAGAAGAAGUACAGAUAAAAGGUAGAACAGCUAGACAGGGUGAUCAGGGUUCUUACAGCAUGGUACUUCUCUAUAGCGACCUAGAAAAAUUUCUUAUUGAAAAGGAGCAUAUUGAUGCUGUUAAAAGAGGUACUCUUAACUCAAAAGUGUAUAAGACAGUAUAUGAUCUUCUUAAUACUAAACGUAUUGAUUUAUUUAAAACACAGUAUGAAACUAAUAUGAAAUAUGUUGAACAAGCGAAAGAUAGACAUAAAAUUGCUCGAAAAUUUUUAUCAGAUCUUCAUUCUGGAGAUAUAAAUUCUGUUAAAGAAUUUUUGAUCGAAGAAAAUAAGGGAGUAGAAGGUAUCUCAAACUCACGAACUAUUUGUUUAAUGGAUGCAACAGGCUCAAUGUCCCAUUUGUUACAUAAAUGUAAAAAUACAGUAGAUAUUAUGUUUGAACGUGCUGCAGAAAUUCUACAAGAUAAUAAUAUUAGCCCAGAUUCAUUUCAAAUUCAGUUUGUUGUCUAUCGAAAUUAUAAUAGUCGAGAAAAUAAAAUCCUCCAAUAUUCACCUUGGGAAACUAAGCCAGAUAAUUUACGUGCUUUUAUGAAUAAAAUUGAAGUUGAUGGAGGUUGGGGUAAUGAAGCUAUUGAAAUUGGUUUCUGGCAUGCUAAUAAAGAACAUGAGAGAGAAAAUAUCACGCAAGUUAUUUUGAUAGGUGACGCACCUCCAAAUAAAAAAGACGACGUAAUUCAGAAGAGAGAAGGUUUUGGAGAAGACUACUGGAAAAAAACAAAAUUUCCGCAACCAAUCUAUUAUGAAGAUGAGUUAGCAAAAUUGACAUCGAGCAACAUACCCGUACAUGCUUUUUAUGUAGCACGUGGAGCGGAAGAAAAAUUUACUGAGAUUGCUACACAAACAGGAGGACGAUGCAAAAUGUUAGAUAUAAAUUCUGCUGAUGGCGCAAAAAUGUUGACAGAUUUCAUAACUGUAGAGAUUCUAAGAAAUGUCGGAAAAAGUUCUAAUGGAGAUGCACUUGCAGCAGCAUACGAAAAUAGAUAUGGAAAAACCUAUGCCUAA
Molecule: messenger RNA, 3609 nt
Organism: Rotaria sp. Silwood2
Lineage: Eukaryota; Metazoa; Rotifera; Eurotatoria; Philodinida; Philodinidae
Source: the annotation of a GenBank genome assembly